CAGUCAUAUCCACCUGGAGUUUAGAGGUAUCAACAUCAGUGGCUACAGAUACACUCUCAUGAACGACAUUGGGUUUCCUGAAAACCGGUAUUCAUGACAUGUCAGUUGCAUUUAAAGAAGUGAAGACAUGAUGAAUGGAGAAACAAAGAUUCAUGCCCUCUCAGAGAGUGUAACUUUGGAGGACACAGAAAAAGGAGGGGUCGUCGUCACACGAAUCACGAAUCCAGCAAUUAAUCUGAAGGAAGAUGAUCAGCUUGUUGCUGCAACCAUUCAUCUGGACCACCUCAGUAAAGAUGAAGUGCUAAACCUGAUCAGAAUUCUCGAGCCCUAUGACAAGAACCUUGAAUUUAAGACAGCAAAGGAUCUGAAAGCAGGACUGUCUCUUGGUGAUCUCCGAUUAAACAGUGAGGCAAGACUUCAAGCACCAGGCGUUCAGGUUAAUGGGCUAAAAGGACAGAUAAAUGCCCCAAGCCUUAAGGGUGGCAUUUCAACCCCAGCUGUAAAUGCAAAAAUGCCACAGAUUGAGCUAAAGGAUGCCACACCUAACUUCAGCCACCGAGGGUUCAAACAACCAACUUUUGGCAUGUCUGCACCAAAUCUCAAUGGAGCAGGUCUGGAUGGUACAUUAGAAGCACCUGAUGUCAGUGUCUCUACCCCUACUCUUAAUACCCCAGAUGUUUCUGUUAAUGUGGACAAGCCUGAACUGAAGACCAAAACACCCAAGUUCAAAAUGCCCACCUUCAGUCUACACGCUAAAAAACCAAGGAUUGAUGGUGAUGUGAAUUUAACUGCCCCAGACAUAAAUGCUGACCUAAAAACCCCUGAUCUGAAUCUGUCAGCCCCAAAGAUUAAUGGAGAAAUUGGCACCCCUAUAGUAGACAUGACCUUGCCAAAAACUGAGCUCAGUGGUCCAAACCUGGACAUCAAAACACCAAAAGCUAAUAUUGAAGCUCCCUCUGGCAAGAUUAAAUUUCCUAAAUUAAAGAAAGCAAAAACUACAAAAGUGAAAGUACCAGAGGCGAGUGUUGAUGCAAAUCUUUCUGCCCCAAAAUUAAAUGCAGAUGUUAGUGCACCAAAUGUUGACAUUGAUCUGCCAAGAGCCAAUCUUGAAGCUCCAGAUGUAGACAUUAAAACUCCUGAUGUCAAUAUAAAUGCUCCCUCUGGCAAGAUAAAAUGGUUAACAUUUAAGAAACCCACAUUUGGGCAGAAGGUUAAAGCACCAGAGGUUGGCUUAGAUGCCAAUGUCUCAACACCUGAUUUAAGUCUUUCAGCACCAAAGAUAGAUGGGGAUAUCAGCAUCCCAAAUGCAGAUGUCAAUUUACCAAGGGCUGAUGUUGAUGUAAAAGCACCUGAUGUAGACAUUAAUGCUCCGUCUGCAAAGCACAAGUUCCCCACUCUUAAAAUGCCAAAGCUAAACUUACAUAAAUCAAAGCUGAAAACUCCAAAUCUAAAUGCAGGGGUACAAGCACCAGACUUGGACAUGUCAGCUCCUGGGGUAGAUAUUAAUCUGCCAAAAGCUGAAUUAGAUGGACCGAAUCUGAAAGCUCCAGAUCUCAGUCUUUCAGCACCCAAAGUGGAUGGCAAAUUUAGUGCUCCAGACGUGGAUCUGAACUUGCCAGAUGCUAAUGUCAAAAGUCCAAAUGUAGACCUUGAAGUCCCAGACAUUGACAUAAAUGCUCCUAAAGUAGACAUUGAUGCCCCCUCUGGCAAAGCCAAGCUACCUCACUUUAAGAUGCCUAAAUUUGGUCUUUCUGGACCUCGGGUUAAAACCCCAAAUCUAGAUGCACCUGAUGUAGAUGUGAACAUCCCCACAGCAGAACUCAAAGGACCUAAUGUAGAUGUUAAAGCACCCAAUCUUAUUGUUUCCACACCUAAAUUUGAAGGUGACAUUUCUGCUCCCUCUUUAGACAUUGGUUUGCCUAAAGCCAACUUGAAUGCUCCAACUGCAAACAUUGGGGGAAAUUUAAAGUCACCAAAUCUCAAACUCUCCACCCCAGAUGUAGACCUAGACUUGCCAAAAGCAGAGCUUGAAGGACCUGAUGCUACCCUUAAAGUCCCAGAUGUUGACAUUAAUGCGCCAUCUGGAAAAAUGAAGUUGCCACAUUUCAAUUUGCCAAAACUGAAUUUGUCUGGGCCAAAAGUUAAAGGGCCUGAGCUGGAUGCUAACGCAGAUCUAGAUCUCUCAGUUCCCAAACUCAAAGGAGAAUUAAAUGCACCUAGUGUUGACCUAAAUCUUCCCAAAGCUGAGAUCAGUGCGCCUGAUGUAAAUGCAACUUUACCAAAAGCUGAGGUCAGCGUUCCCAAUGUAGAUAUCAAGUCCCCAAACUUAGAGGCUCCGUCUGGAAAGCUGAAACUGAUUACAUUUAAGAAACCAAAAGUUGACCUUUCUGGUCCAAAAGUGAAGACACCUGAGAUUGACUUAAAUACAGAAGCUCCUGAUCUCAGCCUCUCAGCUCCAACAGUUGAUGCAGAUGUCAAAGUGCCAGAUGCUGAUAUAAACCUUCCCAAAGCAGAUGUUGACAUCAGUGCUCCCAAAGGAAAGCUGAAAUUCCCAACACUCAAAACGUUUAACUUGUCUGGUCCAAAAGUCAAAUCUCCUGAUGUUGACAUUGCCGCUGAUGUACAUGGACCAGAUCUGAACCUAUCUGCACCUGGGGUUGGUACUCCUGAUGUUGACGUGAGUCUACCAAAUGCUGGGGUUGAUUUAGAUGUUCCCACAGCAGACGUUGACAUCAGUGCUCCCAAAGGAAAGCUGAAAUUCCCAACCAUCAAAAAGUUGAACUUUUCUGGUCCAAAAGUCAAAUCUCCUGAUGUCGACAUUGCUGCUGAUGUAAGUAGACCAGAUCUGAACUUAUCUGCUCCUAGGGUUGGUACUCCUGAUGUUGACGUGAGUCUACCAAAUGCUGGGGUUGAUGUAGAUGUUCCAAGCAUCAACUCUGAAGUUGAGGGCUCCAAGCAUAGGGUAAAAUGGCCAUUCAAAUGGCGAAAGUCUACUGAAUCAAGGGAUGGGGAUAUAAACAUUAAAGCACCAGAAGUAAAUGGUACCACUGGAGAAAUUAAACUCCCCAAAAAUAUACCAUUGUUCAAGCCUCACCCCCUACCUGACAGCAACAUUGACAGUAUCUUACAAGAACUCACUGGAACGGUUGACCUCAGUACUGACCCUACAAAAACAACUACUGACGCGGUUGUCUCGGUCUCGUCAGUCAAAACAAAUCUUAAAGCUUCUUCUCCAUCUGCCGGGGUCAGUGGACAGACAGCUACUGUAGAUAUCCGGGAAAGGCUGAGGUUGUCUAAUGCACGUACUACAAGCCCAGAUUUCGGCAUAUCUUCAGAACCAGGCAGCCCUACAAAAGUGAAUAGAGGAACGUUUAAAGUCACAAAGCCUGAUGCUGAAAAGGCCUACCCAGUAAUUGAUACAACUAGCAACGAAGAUGACGCCAACAUUACCCUCAGCUUGAACAACAUGCUUGGUUUGCCAACAGAUUAAACUUUAAAUAAAACCAGGAGCCUUGUUAGUAUAGUUCCAUACCCACUGCAUAUAGUUAAUACAUAUGUAGAACAAUAUGUAAAAAAAAAUUAAUACACCUCCAACUGUUUACUUUUAAAAUGGGUAGAGUAUUGACAGAGAAGCAUUACAGAAUUUGACAGAGAUGUAAUUUUUUUUAUAUUCAGUUUUAUAUAUAUAUAAUUGUAUAAAGUUCUCUUUAAAUGUGCAAUGAUUGUAUCUUCUCAAAACAUGAAGGAAAAUAUGAUGAAUAUGUAAUUCUGUCUAUUUUGUCACUGUUUUAUGUAAUAUUAUCUAAUAUAUAGUCUUUUGGUUA
Sinocyclocheilus rhinocerous is the source of this 3824-nucleotide messenger RNA. Its product is annotated as neuroblast differentiation-associated protein AHNAK-like. The transcript is spliced from 5 exons. The coding region runs from base 128 to 3490 and encodes 1120 amino acids. Gene Ontology annotation, cellular component: costamere; cytoplasm; nucleus. Lineage: Eukaryota; Metazoa; Chordata; Actinopteri; Cypriniformes; Cyprinidae. The record is from RefSeq and is a predicted model, not a curated record. Gene Ontology annotation, biological process: regulation of RNA splicing.